AUGCAAUUCAUUUAUGUAUUACCAAGCUGGGAAGGAUCUGCUGCAGAUGGUAGAAUACUACAUAGUGCAAUGCUUCGAGAAAAUGGGUUACAAGUUAGUAAAGGAAACUGUUAUCUUGUUGAUGCCGGGUACACGAAUGGAGAAGGAUUCCUCGCACCAUUUAGAGGUCAAAGAUAUCAUUUGAAUACUUGGUUGAAUGGUCAUCGUCCAGAAAAGGCAGAAGAAUAUUUUAACAUGAAGCACUCGGCUGCAAGGAAUGUCAUAGAAUGUUGCUUUGGGGUAUUAAAAAAAAGAUGGGCUAUACUUAGAAGUCCAUCAUUUUAUCCCAUUCGAACACAAAAUAAAAUUAUUCUUGCUUGUUGCCUUCUACAUAACUUUAUACAAAAGGAAUUACCAUAUGAUCCACUUGACGAUGAUGACAUUAUUGACACUAACAACGAUGAGGAGGAUACAGAUCUUGGAUCACAAGUCGAGCACAUAACAACAAUUGGAACAUCGAAUGAAUGGAUGACUUUUAGAGAAAACUUGGCUAACUCAAUGUUUUAUUCUUGGAGAUCUAGGCAUAACUGA
Molecule: messenger RNA, 570 nt
Organism: Lactuca saligna
Lineage: Eukaryota; Viridiplantae; Streptophyta; Magnoliopsida; Asterales; Asteraceae
Source: the annotation of a GenBank genome assembly